GAAAACACUUCACCAACACCUUGUUACUGUGGAAACGACACGCGCAGAAAGAAAGCUUGUUCACGCUACACUGAACUUUUGAAUGGCUGAAAAGAUGAAUUUGGAGGAUUAUUUUCGAUUGGUUUUCGAAGAACGACUCUCAUUAAAUAAGGCCGAACAUGAAGGCUUCAAGGAUAUGAAAACAACUGCCAUGCAACUUCUGGAGGCGCGCGAGCAGAGCGCGUGCGUGAGCAGAGCACUGGAAGUCCAGAAAGAGGAGAUGCAGAUGAAACAGGAGAGUUUAAAAGAGAGAGAAGAGAACAUUAAAAAGGAAGAGGAGAAACUAAAGAAUUCCCUACUGCAAUAUAACAAGUUUUUGCAAGAAAAUGAUGCCAGGCGGUUACGUGCCAUAAAGAAAGCAGAGGCAGAGAGAGCACAAACCAGACUGAAAGAACUGGAGAUUCAGAAGCUAAAGACGGAGAAUGAUGUCCUGCUGGCACGAAAAGAGCUGCUGGAAGAACGUGUCGGAAAAGCCAAAUGCUACCAAGAGUUCCUUGAGAGAGCUGCAAAAAUGUCCAGAAAGUUUGAAAACCCUUGCCAAGUCAUUGAUCGUAUUCAAGCACUGCAGUCAAUCAACAAGGAACUUCUAGAAAAUCAGACAGUUUUGGAGAAGGAGAGAGAGAGAACAAAGCUGGAACUGAUGCAAUACAUAAAUAAACAGCGAACAGCUCUUCUGCACUAUAACAACCAACUGCACCAGCUACAGACACAGCUAGACAACAUUCGCAUAGAAGCAUACAAAUGGGAGAUAAAACUGAAGCACUUCCAAACCACAGCUGCAAAGGAGACACUAGAAUUUGCUCAGCUAAAGACCACAGUUCGUAACAUUUAUCAAAUGAUCAUCACACAUUACAUCAGGAGGGUCUCUGAGCACACCGAGGACACCUUUAAGCAGUUGGAAACGAUUCAGAAAUAUUUUCAGCUUAUGGAAGCAAUAGAUGAGGAUCUAAAAUUCAACAUUAUGCCAAAUCGAACUGAAGAGAAUGGCACUGGUGAUUAAUCUCCAAGCUUUGAAGAUAUAUAUAUCCAGUGAAAAUGGACGGAUACGCGUAAGCUAAAUAAAAAUAGUCACUGACCACAUGUGUGAUAAAACAAAGGGCUGUUGUGAGACUGUAUGGACAUUAAAAAGAUAAUUAUUUAUCUUCCAUUGUAAUUACAAACAAUAUGAAACUGUUCAAAAGUCUUUAUGCUUCCUGCAAAGGCAGCAUGUUUCAGUUUUUAAAUGGAGCCAUAAUGUCUCCAAAACUAAAAUACACUACACUAAUUAAAAUCAAUGACAAUAACUAGGCUUUAGUCAUUUUUAAAAUUAGAUGCCAUUUUAUUAUAAUUAACAGACUGUAAAAGGGUUAACUCAACCAAAUAUGAAAGUUCUGUUAUUAAUUAUUCACGCUCAUGUGAUUCCAAUCCCCUGAGACCUUAGUUCAUUUUCAGAACUCAAAGUCAGAUAUUUUAGAUGAAAUUCAAGAGCUCUUUGACUUUCCAUGGACAACAAGGGUCCCAAAAUAUUCAGAAGUCCAGAAAAAGAAUAAAAAAUACAUGUCUUCAGUAGUUUAGCUGUAAAUAUGCACAGAUAAGAACACUUUUUUGCACAGAAAAACCCCAGUAAAAAUAAUUUUGUCUUUCAUGUGAGAUCAGGGAGCACAUUUACUUUAGGCAAUACACUGCUUGCUGCAGAUCCUUAAAAAGUCUUACAUUCCAUUCAAUACAUUUCCAUACAUACAAUCUGUUUCAAAGGUCUUUAUCAAACCUAUCCCAUAAAGAUUUUGUUUCCGUUUUGAAAUCUGUCUAUUUGUCACCCAGAACAAAAUAGGCAAAACCUAAUAAAAUAAAUGCUCAAAUAGUGA
Molecule: messenger RNA, 1883 nt
Organism: Danio rerio (zebrafish)
Lineage: Eukaryota; Metazoa; Chordata; Actinopteri; Cypriniformes; Danionidae
Source: RefSeq, a predicted model, not a curated record